This is a messenger RNA of Morchella importuna, 564 nucleotides long. RefSeq lists its product as uncharacterized. NCBI's taxonomy places the organism in Eukaryota, Fungi, Ascomycota, Pezizomycetes, Pezizales, Morchellaceae. The transcript has 4 exons. Gene Ontology annotation, cellular component: RNA polymerase I upstream activating factor complex. The record is from RefSeq and is a predicted model, not a curated record. The coding region runs from base 1 to 564 and encodes 187 amino acids. Gene Ontology annotation, biological process: nucleolar large rRNA transcription by RNA polymerase I. Gene Ontology annotation, molecular function: RNA polymerase I cis-regulatory region sequence-specific DNA binding.
AUGCCGAAACGCAAAGCGCCCUCGUCCGACUCCGCAUCACCGGACCCGGACCCGGACCCGCGCUCCCGCCGAGGCACCCGCCACGCAACCGUGUACGACGCAGUGGCCAACCGCGUCAAUUACGAAGGCUUCGUGCACUCGCGCCGCGUCCACGACACGAAUGGGGAGCUCCACAAACGGUCGCAGACGGCCCAGACGGCGGACGAGGUGCUAGGGCGGCGAAGGAACGCGCCCGAGGCUCCGAUCCCGUAUGCGGAGGGUGGUGGGGAGGGGCUACCGGAUUCCGACUUAUUGAUUGCGGUCCAUCAGUAUGUCGCAGACUUUUAUGGCGCGCAUGGGAUGGGGGCGGUCAGUUAUCGGAGUAUGGACGAGACCGCGCUGCUGGCUGUUGGAAUGCUGUUGGAAGAAACGGUAAAGAGCUGCUUGGGCGAGGAUGGGGACUUGGCCCUGAUUGAGCAGGAAUCCUCGAGCGAGGAAGAAGAUGCGGAGGAGCAGGCACCUGCAGAGAGCCCGCCAAAGAAGAAAAAGAAAAGAGGAAAGGAUCAGCUGGGGAUUGGCUUCUAA